CUGGCCAAUCCGAAUGCGGGGACACCGGGAAAUUUAAAUCGCGCCGGCCGGCUGCACGAGCCACACCGUCUUUGGGGUGAUUCGUGGUGGACGUUUUGAGGGCAGCUGACCUGCAGCCUGCGCGUCCCGGACCGCCUCCCGUGGAAGCCUGAGCCGGCCGUGUAGCGCUGCUCCAGGAAGUCCUUCCGAAGGGAGGGGACUAAUACUGUGUGGCCAGUUCACUAUUUCAUGGUGCUGAAAAAGGAAGUUGCUCCUGUAAUAGACAAGUCUUUCUCCCUUUGUCUCAUAACCAUGUCCACCAACGAGAAUGCUAAUUCACCAGCUGCCCGCCUUAACAGAUUCAAGAACAAGGGGAAAGACAGUACAGAAAUGAGGCGGCGUCGAAUAGAAGUUAAUGUGGAGCUGAGGAAAGCGAAGAAGGAUGACCAGAUGCUGAAAAGGAGAAACGUAAGCUCGUUUCCCGAUGAUGCUACCUCUCCACUGCAGGAAAACCGCAACAACCAGGGCACUGUAAAUUGGUCAGUUGAUGACAUUGUCAAGGGCAUAAAUAGCAACAAUUUGGAAAGCCAGCUCCAGGCUACUCAAGCUGCUAGGAAACUGCUUUCUCGGGAAAAGCAGCCCCCCAUAGACAACAUAAUCCGGGCUGGUUUGAUUCCAAAGUUUGUGUCCUUCUUGGGCAGAACUGAUUGUAGUCCCAUUCAGUUUGAAUCCGCUUGGGCUCUCACCAACAUUGCUUCCGGGACCUCAGAACAGACCAAGGCUGUGGUCGAUGGAGGCGCGAUCCCAGCGUUCAUUUCCCUGUUGGCAUCUUCCCACGCCCACAUCAGCGAACAGGCUGUGUGGGCUCUAGGAAACAUCGCAGGGGAUGGUUCCGUUUUUCGAGACUUGGUUAUCAAGUACGGUGCGGUUGAUCCGCUUCUGGCUCUCCUCGCGGUUCCUGAUAUGUCAUCGUUAGCAUGUGGCUACUUGCGUAACCUUACUUGGACACUUUCAAACCUUUGUCGCAACAAGAACCCUGCACCCCCGCUAGAUGCCGUUGAGCAGAUUCUUCCUACCUUAGUUCGUCUCCUGCAUCACGAUGAUCCAGAGGUCUUGGCAGAUACCUGCUGGGCCAUCUCCUACCUGACGGAUGGUCCAAACGAACGGAUUGAAAUGGUCGUGAAAACAGGAGUUGUGCCGCAGCUUGUGAAGCUUCUAGGAGCUACUGAAUUGCCCAUUGUGACUCCUGCGCUAAGAGCCAUAGGAAAUAUUGUCACUGGGACAGAUGAACAGACUCAGGUUGUAAUAGACGCAGGAGCGCUUGCUAUCUUUCCCAGCCUGCUAACAAACCCCAAAACUAAUAUUCAGAAGGAAGCCACAUGGACAAUGUCAAACAUCACAGCUGGCCGCCAGGACCAGAUACAGCAAGUUGUGAAUCAUGGAUUAGUCCCGUUCCUCGUUGGUGUUCUCUCUAAGGCAGACUUUAAGACACAAAAGGAAGCUGUCUGGGCUGUGACCAACUAUACAAGUGGUGGGACAGUUGAACAGAUUGUAUACCUCGUCCAUUGUGGCAUAAUAGAACCAUUGAUGAACCUCUUAACUGCGAAGGAUACCAAAAUUAUUCUGGUCAUUCUGGAUGCCAUUUCCAACAUCUUUCAGGCUGCUGAGAAACUAGGUGAAACCGAGAAACUUAGUAUAAUGAUUGAAGAAUGUGGAGGUUUGGACAAAAUCGAGGCUCUACAAAACCAUGAAAAUGAGUCUGUAUACAAAGCUUCAUUAAACUUGAUUGAGAAGUAUUUCUCUGUAGAGGAAGAGGAAGAUCAGAAUGUUGUGCCAGAAACUACCUCUGAAGGCUAUACGUUCCAGGUUCAGGAUGGCACUGCUGGGACCUUUAACUUUUAGCUUGUACAGCCGACGCAGAAAGUUGUUUGUGGUGUGCUUUGUUUGGUAGAAGUUUGUCUUACUGUUUCUCUACUAAGAACUCUUUUUAAAUGUGUUUUGUUAUUGUAGCACUUUUUACAACAAAACUCUACUUGACCAGUUCCAAACUGUAAAAACUGUAUGAAGCUCCUCCUGCCAGUGGGUUUCUUAUUUCCAUGUGGACUCUCCUCUCUUGCAGUGUCCUGUAAAUAAAGAUUAAAUUCCACCCUUUUCUUUACUUCACCGUU
Messenger RNA from Mustela lutreola (European mink), 2147 nucleotides. It is a transcript of the gene KPNA2, whose product is annotated as karyopherin subunit alpha 2. Gene Ontology annotation, molecular function: protein binding; nuclear import signal receptor activity. Lineage: Eukaryota; Metazoa; Chordata; Mammalia; Carnivora; Mustelidae. Gene Ontology annotation, biological process: NLS-bearing protein import into nucleus. The record is from RefSeq and is a predicted model, not a curated record. The transcript is spliced from 12 exons. Gene Ontology annotation, cellular component: nucleus; cytoplasm. Bases 229 to 1881 code for a protein of 550 amino acids.